Camelina sativa (false flax) is the source of this 1261-nucleotide messenger RNA. The record is from RefSeq and is a predicted model, not a curated record. NCBI's taxonomy places the organism in Eukaryota, Viridiplantae, Streptophyta, Magnoliopsida, Brassicales, Brassicaceae.
AUGUGUCGUCCACCUAACUUUUUUUUGNUGCGUGACCCGGUUUAUUAUCGAUGCAAUCCUAUGUCUCACCACCGUAUUGGGGAUAAGUAUAAGAUAUAUCCUACAUAUGACUUUGCUUGCCCGUUUGUUGAUUCCCUUGAAGGUAUAACGCAUGCCCUUCGGUCUAGUGAGUACCAUGACCGGAAUGCUCAGUACUUUAAAGUUCUGGAUGACAUGGGAAUGCGACAGGUUCAGCUUUAUGAGUUCAGCCGGUUAAAUCUCGUUUUUACACUUCUCAGUAAGCGUAAGCUUCUCUGGUUUGUCCAGGAGAAGUUGGUUGAUGGGUGGGAUGAUCCACGCUUCCCGACAGUCCAAGGAAUUGUUCGUAGAGGUUUGAAAAUCGAGGCUCUGAUUCAGUUCAUUCUCGAGCAGGGGGCUUCAAAGAAUCUAAAUUUGAUGGAAUGGGACAAACUUUGGUCUAUUAAUAAAAGAAUAAUUGAUCCUGUGUGCCCUAGACACACGGCUGUAAUUGCAGAGCGUCGUGUACUAUUUACCUUAACGGAUGGUCCUGAUGAGCCGUUUGUUCGCAUGAUACCAAAGCACAAGAAAUUCGAAGGUGCUGGAGAAAAGGCAACCACUUUCACCAAGAGCAUUUGGAUGGAGGAAGCUGAUGCGAGUGCGAUAUCUGUUGGUGAGGAAGUAACUUUGAUGGAUUGGGGAAAUGCCAUAGUAAAAGAAAUCACAAAGGACGAGGAGGGUCAUGUCACUGCGUUAUCUGGCGUUCUGAAUCUCCAAGGAUCUGUAAAGACUACAAAGCUGAAGCUCACAUGGCUUCCUGACACCAAUGAAUUGGUUAAUCUCACAUUAACAGAGUUUGAUUAUCUAAUCACCAAGAAGAAGCUGGAAGAUGAUGAUGAAGUUGCUGACUUUGUGAAUCCUAACACUAAGAAGGAAACAUUGGCACUUGGUGAUUCGAAUAUGAGGAAUCUGAAAUGUGGAGAUGUGAUUCAGCUUGAGAGGAAAGGCUAUUUCAGAUGUGAUGUGCCUUUUGUCAAAUCGUCUAAGCCCAUUGUCCUAUUCUCUAUUCCAGAUGGUAGAGCGGCUAAGUGAUGAAUGAAACGUGGCACAGAAGAAAAAAAAAACUCUAUUUUUGAUUUUCCCAUUUUAUGAACAUUUGUGUUGAGAAAUUUGCUCGUUAGGGUUUUAAGACAAUGAAAAACAGAGCUUUUAAUCAGUUCUUUGCUUAAUUUUUCAUCUCAUUAUAAUUUAAAGUUGCAAACUU